Molecule: messenger RNA, 1071 nt
Organism: Spodoptera littoralis (African cotton leafworm)
Lineage: Eukaryota; Metazoa; Arthropoda; Insecta; Lepidoptera; Noctuidae
Source: the annotation of a GenBank genome assembly
AUGAACUAUGUGCAGGCGGAAGGUCGGGUGAUGGGUCGACGUUUCUUUUUAACGCUGGUGAUUGGGAUUUCUGCUGGAUUUAGUUUUGCAUACAUACUUUUAACAUCGACUGGAUUCUCACGGCAAAAUGUUUGGCAUACCUACAGGGAAUCAGUAAGGGAUUUGGAUAAGCACCCGAUCACAGCUAUUGGAGAACACAGUAAUGAUGAACCAGCGCAUAAAGAUGAGGACAGAUCGGUGGCUGAUGAGCUAUCCCGAAGAGUCAGGGUGUUGUGCUGGGUCAUGACACAACCGAAGAACCAUGAGGCUAAAGCGAAACACGUGAAAGCUACUUGGGGCAAGCGGUGUAACAAACUUAUUUUUAUGAGCAGUGUUGAAGACGCGAGCCUGCCAACAGUAAAACUGCCAGUGAACGAAGGGAGGGACUUCCUAUGGGCAAAAACGAAGGCAGCAUUCCGCUAUGUAUACGAACACCAUAGGAGAGAUGCCGACUGGUUCUUGAAAGCUGAUGAUGAUACGUACGUGGUGGUAGAAAAUCUAAGAUAUAUGCUGGCAGACUACGAUAGCAAAGACCCGAUAUACUUUGGAUGCAGGUUCAAGCAUUUCUCACCGCAGGGUUACAUGAGUGGUGGUGCAGGCUACGUGUUGAGCAGAGAGGCGCUGGACAGGUUCGUGAACAAAGCGCUGCCGACGCCACAGCUCUGUAACGCGGGAGACCAGGGCGCUGAGGACGCUGAGAUGGGUAAAUGCCUCGAUAAGAUAGGCGUCCGUGCAAUGGACUCGCGCGAUGAGUUCCACCGCGGUCGGUUCUUCCCGUUCGUGCCGCAGGACCAUCUGUUCCCCAAUAGAGACAAAGACUUCUGGUACUGGAACUACAUCUUCUAUCCUACUGAUGAGGGUCUUGACUGUUGUUCAGAUCACGCAGUGUCCUUUCACUACGUGGGCCCGCAGCUAAUGUACGUACUCGACUAUCUAAUAUACCAUUUAAGACCUUAUGGAGUCAAAUACGGCAGCGGCGUUAUGCCUAAAAUCCUCAAAGGUAACGAUACCAAAGAUUUAGAAAAUCGUUAG